GUCUUGUGACUUGGACAGGAGAAGAAAGGCGGCUGCAAGUCUGGAAAAGAAAGAAGGGCUGCUUAGUACCUACAACAACUCUAGCCUUCCGUUCAAACUAGGUACCUAGAAUGCUCUUUCUUGGAAAGUUGCACGUUGAGCAGGCACUGCUGUCAUUGGCAUCAGGCUGAUCUUUUUUCGGCUGGAAUUGACGGCUUUAAUUGGGAGAGCGUUUUGCACCAGACUCUUUCUAAGUUCUUGAAGCUACUGGUUGGGCACCAGGAUUGCAGCUUUCAAAACCUCGAAGAUGGAUCGCGCUCUGCUUCGCCAGAAGGUCUUGCUUGAUCAUCUGCGGCCUGCAGCUGGACAGGGGACCUCGAUCACUGGCGAAGCCUGCGCAACAAGAGCUGGAGAUUCUGGCGACGAUGUCGUUGUUGUUGCGGCUUACCGAACCCCAAUGUGCAAAGCAAAGAGGGGCGGUCUGAAGGACACCCUGCCUGAUGAUAUCCUGGCGCCUGUCUUGAAAGCUGUUGUGGAGAGGACUGGCGUCAACCCCAAGGACAUUGGUGACAUCGUCGUUGGCAGUGUUCUAGCCCCCGGGGCGCAGCGUGCCAAUGAGUGCAGGAUGGCAGCGUUCUUUGCUGGCUUUCCAGAGACGGUUCCCGUGAGGACUGUGAACAGACAAUGUUCAUCAGGACUUCAGGCAGUGGCUGAUGUGGCAGCUGCAAUCAAAGCCGGAUUUUAUGAUAUUGGCAUUGGCGCCGGAAUCGAGGCCAUGUCUGUGAACCCCAUGGCAUGGGAGGGGAGUGUAAACCCGCAGGUGGAGCAGAACCUGAAGGCUAGAGACUGUCUCCUGCCUAUGGGUGUGACUUCUGAAAACGUGGCUGAGCGGUACGGCAUCACCAGAGCAGACCAAGACCAGAUGGCCGCUCGUUCUCAUGCUCGCGCGGUGGCAGCUUGGAAGUCCGGCAGAUUUGUGGACGAGGUUAUUCCGGUGGCGACGAAGAUCGUCGACCCGAAGACCGGUGACGAGAAGCCCGUCACCAUCUCACGGGACGACGGCAUGCGGGAGGGCGUCACCCCCGCCAGUCUGGCCAAGCUGAAGGCCGUGUUCAAAAAGGACGGAUCCACAACCGCCGGCAACUCGAGCCAGAUCACCGACGGCGCGGCGGCAGUUCUGCUGAUGAAGCGGUCGGAGGCGCACCGCAGAGGAUUGCCGAUCCUGGGGACGUUCAGGACUUUCGCCGCUGUCGGAGUUGACCCUGCUGUGAUGGGUGUCGGUCCCGCCGUCGCUAUCCCUGCCGCUGUCGAAGCCGCGGGCCUCGAGAUCCGCGACAUUGACCUGUUUGAGCUGAACGAGGCCUUCGCUAGCCAAGCCACGUACUGCUGCCGCAAGCUCCACUUGGACGAGGAGAAGGUAAACGUGAACGGAGGAGCCAUUGCUCUCGGUCACCCUCUGGGCUGCACUGGCGCCCGCUGCGUCGCGACCCUUUUGCACGAGAUGAAGAAGAGAGGCAAGGGCUGCCGUUACGGAGUGGUGUCCAUGUGCAUCGGAUCCGGAAUGGGGGCUGCUGCGGUGUUUGAGCAGAGCGAUUAAACGAAGAUUGGCCUUCGAGUCUGCAAUGCAUAGCUGAGGUGUACCAAAGGGUUUGUUAUAGAUAGAUAGCACACUUGCGCUGACGAUUCACGUGACGACGAGGUGCAUGUACUACAACGAUUGGAGAGGAAAUGUCGACAAACUCUCUCCCCAAGUAACGACUAGAUUGUAGGAAGUUGAAAUUACGAGCAUAGGUAGAGAUUGUUCGAUUCUCGAGCCUGUUUUAUGUUAAUCAUUCGAAAGGCUUAUUCGCGUUUCGAAAGGCUUAUUCGCAUUUCAUUGCCAGCCGCGGU
Klebsormidium nitens is the source of this 1869-nucleotide messenger RNA. Lineage: Eukaryota; Viridiplantae; Streptophyta; Klebsormidiophyceae; Klebsormidiales; Klebsormidiaceae. The record is from the annotation of a GenBank genome assembly.